Messenger RNA from Xenopus laevis (African clawed frog), 5825 nucleotides. RefSeq names its product deiodinase, iodothyronine, type 2 L homeolog (gene dio2.L). The record is from RefSeq and is marked reviewed. NCBI's taxonomy places the organism in Eukaryota, Metazoa, Chordata, Amphibia, Anura, Pipidae. The transcript has 2 exons.
AGCAGAUCACAAGCGAGAUUAGACUUUUUUUUUUUUUUUUUCAUUUCUCUUAUUGCAGCAAUUAGCCCGGGACUGUAUAAAAGGGUUCCGGGGAGGGAGGGAAUCAGAGGGGGAAAAUCAGGGGACAUAAAGAGAUAGCUGAGGGACUGCUACUGCCGAGGGAGAGCACAGGGGGAGAGUAACUUUUCCUACACCUGGUACUGCAGGCUUGCUGGGAAAACUUAUUUUUUUUUAGAACUGACAAGAAAUAAAGAAAUCUGCUGACAUUUUCAGUGGCCCAACACUGACAGGCUGGCUCCUCUGCAUCUGCCUCCGGACUAGUCGCACAGACACCUGCUUUUCCCUCCUAUCAUCCUUCCCUCGCACUCUCUACUCCCCCCUCCACUUCAGCUUCUCUCUGCUCGCUCUGAGCCACUCGCUUCUCACUGAACUUCUUUCCCUUUGUCACUAACGAGGGAGGGGGUCUAACAGGCAGGUAGAGAGAGACAGGCAGCGGUGAGUGAGGAGGGGGUACCCCACGCCACCAUUAUGGGACUGCUGAGUGUGGACUUGCUGAUCACUCUGCAGAUCUUGCCAGGUUUCUUCUCAAACUGCCUGUUCCUGGCUCUGUACGACUCUGUAGUGCUAGUAAAACACGUGCUUCUACAACUCAACCGCUCCAAAUCCAGCCAGAGUCAAUGGCGCCGAAUGCUCACCCCAGAAGGGCUGCGCUGUGUGUGGAACAGCUUCCUAUUGGAUGCCUACAAGCAGGUCAAGCUGGGACAAGAUGCUCCAAAUUCUAAUGUUAUUCAAGUGUCAAACAACAGAACUUCUAAAAGUGUACAAAGAAAAUUUGCAGGAAAAUGCCACCUUUUAGACUUUGCCAGCUCUGAGCGCCCACUUGUUGUCAAUUUCGGAUCAGCUACCUGACCUCCAUUCAUAAGCCAGCUGCCAGCCUUCAGCAAACUGGUGGAAGAGUUCUCUAGUGUUGCCGACUUUGUGUUGGUGUACAUUGACGAGGCACAUCCGUCAGAUGGCUGGGCUGCCCCUGGUACAGCAUCCUAUGAAGUGAAGAAACACAGAAGCCAAGAAGAACGUUGUGCAGCUGCCAGCAAGCUUCUACAACAUUUCUCUAUCCCCCCACAAUGCCAAGUUGUUGCUGACUGCAUGGACAAUAAUGCCAAUGUUGCCUAUGGUGUCUCUUUUGAGAGAGUAUGUAUUGUACAGAGGCAAAAGAUUGUAUAUCUGGGAGGCAAAGGGCCUUUCUUUUAUAACAUCCAGGAAAUCCGCCGAUGGCUGGAACUUAGCUUUGGGAAGAGAUGAACAUAGAUACAGUGCCACCAGUUGGUAGAAACUUCUGCCUGUAUUUGUGUAUAUGCUUCGGACAGUUAUAGAAACUGUGAUAAAAACUAAAAUGGAAAUACUGACAAAAGAAAGACUACAAAUCACACAAAGUUUACUGCAGAACUUCAAAAUCCAGAAGUGUGAAAUACAUUCCUUCCAAAUAUCAAAACCCAUUCUGUUCUGACAAAUAUCUGUUCCAAGUGCAGAACCCAUCGGAAUUGAAAAAAACCCCAUCAGAAUACAGAAAGUUCAAAUGAUAAUAGAAAUUGAAAAGUGUUUAUAGAAGAUCUGAAAACCACCAUGAAGGGAAAAGAUCAUAAAAAAUAUAGUGUAUACAUUGUACCUGGCAGAUAUUGAAAAUCCAAGGAUUCACUUGGUCUCUGUCCAAGGGAAAACAUUUUGUUGCAGACCUAGGAGAAAUCCUAAGUAUUUAUUGCAAUUUUUUCUGAUUUUCUGUUGUUGCUCAUGUUACUUUUUUACAUAAUUUAUUGUUACCAUAAUUCUACAAUACAUUCAGUGCUGAGGAUUUAGAAAGUAAACAGUUACCUCAAAAGGAGAACAGCUGCAAUAAGCAACAAAUGCUCUGUGCUCUCCAGGGAGAAAGAUUUUGCAGAUUUCCUUCAUAUUUGGGGGAAAGGAUGGAAAUACAGUAUUGUUCCAGGUAUUAUAAUGUUACAUACAUAGCAACGCAAACAGAGCCAUAAAUAGCCUCCCUGUGCAUUGUGCAUAAUAAUUAGCUGCAAGCUUUAGGCUCAUAUAUGUCAUGUGAAGCUGAAUAAGGGGAAUUCAUCUCUCUUACAAUGUAAAUUAUUAAAUGCUAAUUAUGAGUCUGUCAACAUGCUUACUUUACAUAGAGAGAAGCUGUAAUUCAAAAUAUCCCCCUUUUGUGUUAUACAAAUUUUAGUCACUUCCUAGGUCCCACCAUCCACUGUUUUUGGCCAUCCUUGGGGAGCAGUCCCAAAGUUAAGGUUCCUCUGCUACAGACUAUGACAUUCUUCUCCAUGGUACAUGCUGUGCAACUAUGUGCAUCAUACAGUUUGAUGUAAAAGUAUCCAGACCUUUGGCCAUUUCUCUAAUUAAUCUGAACAAAUCCUGCUCUGGCAAGUGAUGUGCAAGUGGUAUCCUCCUAAUCUGAACAACCUGGAGCAAACUUGGCAGGAAGAAUGCACCAAAACGUCUCUCAAAGCUGGUGCACAAAUGGUAUAUACAUCAAAUGACUUAAAAAGUUAUUGCUUCAUAUGGUAGCUUUAGAAAAUAUUGCAGUGUGUAGAAUUAAUAUUUAAGGAAAAAGAUUUUAUUUCAAAGAUAACAAACUCAGUGUAGGAUUUAUUCGGUAAAAUUAGAGAAUUGCUUAAGAAUCUUAAUACUUUUGUACAGCACUGUAUAUCUGCACAUACCACAAAUACGUCAACACAGAUAUUGAAGCUGAAUACUUGUAUCACGAUCUAUAAGUUGUACAAGAACAUAAAAUGGCAGCACAUGGCUCAAACAAAGAUUCUAUUAAUAAGAUUCAGCUAUAGCAUGAACUAAUUAAUUAAUGCAUCCAGUUCAUUAAUACAGCCAAUUCAGUGCAAGGAAAAUGUAUAAAUUAACCAGCAAUUGCAGAAAGAGAUACUGUGCCCCCUAUGUGCCUUAACAUUACGUUUAACGAGCAUUGGCGUUUUACCUACAAGUUCAAGCCAUCCAAUCCGAACGACUUAUUACAUUGCACUUCCCAUAUAAUGCUGUUAUAAAACUCACUUAGUUGGGAAAGUUGCACUUGUUGGAGCAUAUUUAUAAAGGUGUUUUUUUAACAAAAAAAAGGAAUGAAUAUACCACCAAAUAGCACAACAUAAGGCUAUGGUAUACAGUGCAGAUUAUAAAGUUGUGUAAUGAUUUUAUGUGAAAGUAUUGCCCCACUGAUUUAUUGGGCCACACAAUGUCUAGAGUGGUGUAAAAUAAUGGAAAAAUCCACUGUGUUAGUUUGGCAAAAUUACAAUUCAUAUAUUUCCAUGGUUAAUUCACAAUUAAUAAGUAUGCCUUUGAUUUUGCAACAAUAUUUACACAGUUUUUUGUGUAAAUUAUCCGACACAUUUAGAAAUAUGUCCUCUAGUAUUAGAAGUGAGUGCAAUCUGUACAAGGUCUUGUUGGCCAACUGGUUCAUGUAGGAAUUUAAUCAGUUUAAUUCAAUUUAUUUUUCAAUUUAAAUGGGAAAUGACAUAGCAUAGGCCAUUCAAACCAAACAGUGAUUCCUGGAUUUGCCACACAGAUCAUUCAGGUAGAUGCAAUGCCUUUGGAAGCACAAAUGUAACAUUUUUACAGGGAUUACUGAAGGAACACAUAAUAAUAGCAAGGGCUGUGGCUAUUCUUUUGACGUUGACUUUUUCCGAUAAUGAUCAUAUUGCAUGGCAGAUUCUGACUGCAUAGAUUUGACAUUACUAUGCCUCCUGUACAAAGGCAAAGAAAACUUGCUUGUAUAAAAUUAAGGGGUAGAUUUUCAUAAUUUUUUUCCCGUUAAUUACCUCUGGGGGGAAAAACUGCUUAUUUAGCAAUCAAAUUAAGACAGAACUAAUUUUACCACCCUGUAAAGUUGCCUCAUAGACAUGCAUUGUGUUAAAACGAAUUCAGUGCUCAUUCUUUUUUUACCGACUUUUGGAAUCAAUCCCCCUAACUAAUGUUACAGCCUUGUAACAUUUCUGCCAUACAAAACAAUGAAAUCUAACUCCUUUAACCUGGUGAACAUUUUUUGUGGAAAAGAUAAGUGUGGGUAAUGGCGAAACACUUUAAUAAAUGAGUGAAAUUGUUAAUAUUCUAACAAAUCGAUUGAAAAGUUACAGAAAUUGUCCAGAAGGUUAGGAAAACUGUAAUAAUCUAUUUGUUCGGAAUUUGCAGGAAAAUGUUAGGAAUCCCAGUCCUUUAAAAUACCAAAUUAAAGUAGCAAUGUUUUUCUGUAAAAAUAACUUUUGUAGCAAGAAAUGUAUAUGUGCACUGCUGCAAACUAUACAGAGCAGUCAUUUUUCCACAAGCAGAUGGGUAGAAAAAUAAUCUAAAGACUAUUACCCCAUUUAUAUCUAAUGGUCAUUACUUCAGGUUGAAACUUAGCUGCAUUAACCAAUCAGGAUGCGGAGAAUAGAUUCUUUUCAAGGAAGAAUACACUUCAUAGACCCUCCCACCAAUAUCUGGUCCUGUUUAGGGCCAUAAAACAAACAAAGGUUAAAGUGUGCACACUUUUUACUGUGACUAGGCGCAUCCAGCCUUCUAAGAGGUUGUAUAAUUUACAAUGUGUACUGUAUAGAUAUCAUAUUGUACUGUAGCAUAUGUACAUGUCUAAUUCAUAUUUACAUAAUUUUGUAUAACUUUAGUUAAUAAGCGCAAAACUUCAUUAUCACAAAAAACUGGCAAAUCACCACUGUGCCUCUUUACUGAAAAACCCCCAGUUUGGUAGUGAUUCAGUAAUUUUAUUCAGUACCUCUCUGUCAAUGAUAAGGCUACACAUGAAUAUUCACUGUACCACAAGGUGCAGAUUUUUUUUACUUAUAUUGUCUGACCUCAUGGUAUGCAUGCCAGUUUACUUCAUGAUGAUAAACAGAACCUAGCAUUUGUUUAUGUCCAAUUUUUUUUAUGUCAUUGACAUAUGCUUUAUUUUAUAUCUCCAUGUUUUUGAAGUGUCUUUGAAAUGUAUUAUAGAUACAUUUUUUUGUUUAUAUUUUUAUUUAAGCAUAGUACAAGUACUUUUUCCUUAAGCACCAGCACUCUCACAGCCACACCAGCAGUUCCCUAAGAGAAAGGCUAAUUAAGAUGGUCACUGCUUCUGUGCACAGUCAGCAACAUGGCUGCAAAGUACUAUCACAGUUCUUGAUUUCUGGAUCUGCUACCUCUCUUGCCCUGUGAAAUUGUUCAGCAGGAGGGCAGUCCUCUAACCCUUUCCAUCUGGCCAUUCAGGUAUAUAUAUGGCUUUUCCCCCAAAUUGCUUGAAACAUUUGUUAUAAUACAGAUGUAGCUGAAGGGCUGAGAUCAUUUUUGCUCAGUCACCUAUAUCUAGAAAACUUGAAUUACUAUCUCUGAGUACUACAGCUGAGAAUGCCAGUUUUAGAGGAUUAGCCCAGAAGGCAAGCAUGAGAGUGGUGGGAAGAUUUACACGCAUGCAACAGAAUGCAAGCUUCAGAGAGGAAUCUGUAAAAAGUAAACCGCUCCAAAAGUUGAGCUGCAGAGGUUAAGCACAUUGAUUUGCUGACAGUGGAGGUUCUGACGUAGAAAUGAAGGGCUCCAUUGAAAGAGACUCAUACUCUGUUGGGACCUGGAAGAUGUUACGUCAGAGUCAUCAGCUGCUCAGCUCUUCAUGCUCAUUGCUCACCUCAGAACAACCUCUCUGCUGCACUUAUAUUCCACACACACAACUUUGUCAAUACAUUCAAAAAACCUGACCAAACACCAUAUGGUGCUUUUAUGUAUAUCAGUCAGCAAAUUUUCUUAUUGUAUUUUAAUAGAAACUCAUAAAAUAAACUCUACUUGUUCUUGUUUCA